AUGAAUAUGGACUUCCAGAAACUCCUUUUUCACGUUUCUGAGGCUUUGAUCACUGAUAACCUGGCAGCUCUGAAGUUCCUGUGCCUGGACCACAUCUCCAUGAAGAGGCUUGAAGCCAUCCAUGAGCCCAAGGCCUUCUUCGAAGCGCUGCAGGAGAAGGACUUGAUCAACGAGGGGAACCUGUCCUUCCUGAAGGAGCUGCUCUACCGGAUCAAUCGGAGGGACAUCCUGGCUGCCCACCUGCGCUCCAGCGGAGAGGAGGUGGAGAGAGAGCUUCAGAUCCCAGGCAGGACAAAGGUGUCAGCCUACAGACAACUGCUAUAUGAAAUUGCAGAGGACUUGGCUUCAGGUGAUGUGGAGACCGUGAAGUUACUGGUCCAGAAAAAAAUACCAAAGAACAAGCUCCAGGAUAAUGCUUCAAUGUUGCAGGUCUUCCUGGAAAUGCAAAGACUUACGAUAAUUAAAGAAGAUAACCUCUCAGUGCUGAAAGAGAUAUUUAAGGAAUUUAGAGUUGACAUAAAGAAAAAAAUUGAUGCCUAUGAAGAAAAAAAAAAAGAAAAUGAUUCUAAGAGCGAGUUCCGCUAUCCAGUGUCUGGAUCUGUGCAUCUACCAAGACGAGGGGCCGAGGGGGAGACACCGCACCAGCCUGAGAAAUCAUAUGAGAUGAAAAAUAACCCCCAUGGUUACUGUGUGAUUCUUAACAACUAUAGUUUUAAAAAUCCGCAUGAAGUCAGAGAAGGAACAGAGGAAGAUGGAGAGGCCGUGAAGAGGGUCUUUAAGUGGCUUCAGUUUGAGACAGAGGAUCACAUGGAUCUAGAAGCAGAGCAAAUGUAUGAGAUAGUUAAAGAAUACAGCAAAAAAGAUCAUAGCAACAUGGACUGUUUUGUUUGCUUCAUUUUGUCACAUGGUGAAAAAGAUAAAAUAACAGGAGUUGAUCACAAGCUUGUAAAUAUUAAGGAUUUAGUGUCCUGCUUCAGUGGAUCCAAUUGUCCUUCUCUUGCUGGCAAACCCAAGCUGUUUUUCAUCCAGGCUUGCCAAGGCUCUGUAGGUCAUCCACCUGUCACAGUAAAAGAAGACUUCUCUGGCCGUCUUGAGACAGAUGCUACCCCUCUGACUUCUAUUCCUGAUCUGGCUGAUAUUCUGGUUGGCAUGGCUACAGUGGAAGACUACGAGUGCUACCGCGACACAGAGACCGGCAGUAUUUACAUUCAAUGCCUCUGUGACAAGUUGGAGUCUCUUUGCCCACUCCGCAAGGAUCUUGUAACCAUCCUGACAGAAGUGAACAACGAAGUGGGAAGAAAAGUAUUAAACGGAUGUAAGCAGAUGCCGAAGAUAACGUCAACCCUGCGGAAACAAUUGAUCUUCCAAGUUCCACAUUUCCACAGUUGA
Molecule: messenger RNA, 1389 nt
Organism: Apaloderma vittatum (bar-tailed trogon)
Lineage: Eukaryota; Metazoa; Chordata; Aves; Trogoniformes; Trogonidae
Gene: CASP8
Product: caspase 8, apoptosis-related cysteine peptidase
Exons: 7
Coding region: 1-1389 (462 amino acids)
Biological process (GO): regulation of apoptotic process; apoptotic process; proteolysis
Molecular function (GO): protein binding; cysteine-type endopeptidase activity
Source: RefSeq, a predicted model, not a curated record